Messenger RNA from Marmota monax (woodchuck), 1978 nucleotides. RefSeq names its product deoxythymidylate kinase (gene Dtymk). Gene Ontology annotation, biological process: dTDP biosynthetic process; dUDP biosynthetic process; dTTP biosynthetic process. The record is from RefSeq and is a predicted model, not a curated record. Bases 25 to 663 code for a protein of 212 amino acids. NCBI's taxonomy places the organism in Eukaryota, Metazoa, Chordata, Mammalia, Rodentia, Sciuridae. Gene Ontology annotation, cellular component: mitochondrion; cytoplasm; cytosol. Gene Ontology annotation, molecular function: dTMP kinase activity; ATP binding. The transcript is spliced from 5 exons.
UCCGCAGAGCGCGCGCUGGACGACAUGGCGGGACGUCGUGGGGCGCUGAUUGUGCUGGAGGGUGUGGACCGCGCGGGCAAGAGCACGCAGGGCCGCAAGCUGGUGGCUGCGCUGUGCGCCGCGGGCUACCGCGCUGAGCUGCUGCGCUUCCCCGAAAGAUCAACCGAAAUUGGCAAACUUCUGAGUUCCUACUUGGAAAAGAAAAGUGAACUGGAGGACCACUCGGUGCACCUGCUCUUCUCUGCAAAUCGCUGGGAGCACGUGCCAUCCAUGAGGGAGAAGCUGGACCAGGGUGUCACCCUCGUUGUGGACAGAUAUGCGUUUUCUGGCGUUGCCUUCACAAGUGCAAAGAAGAACUUCUCCCUGGAUUGGUGCAAACAGCCGGACGUCGGCCUUCCCCAGCCUGAUCUGAUCCUGUUCCUUCAGCUGGGGCUGGCGGAUGCUGCCACACGGGGAGAGUUUGGUCGUGAGCGCUACGAGGACAGAGCUUUCCAGGAACGGGCACUGCAGAGCUUCCAGCAGCUCAUGGGAGACUCGACUCUGAACUGGAAGGUAGUCGACGCUUCCAGGAGCAUCGAGGCUGUGCACGAGGAGAUCCGCGUGCUCUCUGAGGACGCCAUCCGCAAUGCUGCGCAAAGGCCACUGGGGGCGCUGUGGAAGUGACCGGGCCCGCCUUGGGGUCCUGGGGUUCCUGCUCCUGGUGCGCCUCAGCUCAUUGGGAAUUUAGGGCUGGGGUAUGCCAGGGAUCCCAUCACCAUGGACCUUGGAGGUGUGGGUACCAAGUCGGGUGGCAGAAGGUCCUCCUCUGCCCACUCCCAUGUCCUGAGUGUGGGUAUGUUGCGUGUGUGGCACAGGGCUUGGAGCUCAGGGGAGCUCUCCCAACAGAGCUACACCCCAGCCUUUCUUGAGCUACAUUGUCCUAGACUAACUUCCAACUUGUUACAUCCCCAGUCCUUUUUUAUUUUGAGAAGGUCUAAGUUGCUGAGGCUGGCCUCGCACUUGCAAUCCUGCUGCCUCAGCCUCCCAAGUAGCUGAGGUUAUAGGUGUGCUCCACCACAGCCAGCUUCUUAUUAAACUUUGUUUUUAUUACCAGGGAUUAAACCCAGGAGCACUUUACCACUGUUACAUCCCAUCCUUUUUUUUUUUUUUUUUUUGAGACAGUCUAAGCUACUUAGGACCUCAUUUAGUUGCUGAGGCUGGCCUCACACUUGUAAUCCUCCUGCCAUAGCCUCCUGAGUAGCUGGAGUUACAGCUGUGCUCCGUCACUGCUGGCUUCAUAUUAAACUUUCUGUUACCAGGGGUUAGACAUGGAGUCACUUUACCACUGUUACAUUCUCGGUCCUUUUUGAAAUGUUCUAAGUUACUCAGGGCCUUGCUUAGUUGUUGAGGUUGGCCUCAGUCCUGAGUAGCUGAAAUUACAGGUGGGCUCCAUCACAGUUGGCUUCUUAGGACACUUUUUUUGUUGCCAGGGAUGGGACCCAGGGGUGCUUUACCAAUGAGUUACAUCUCUAGUCCUUUUUAAUUUUUGGUGGUGGUGGUGGGUAUUGAACCCAGGGGCACUUAACCACCGAGUCCUUCCCACAUCCCCAGCCAUUUUGAUUUAGAGACAUGGUCUCACUGAGUUGCUUAGGGCCUCACUAGGUUGCUGGGGCUGGCUUUGAACUUAUAAUCCUCCUACCUGUUCUGAGCUGCUGGGAUCACAGGUAUGUACCACCAUGCCCAGUUUUACUUUGUAUUUUGAGACAGGGUGUUAUUAAGUUGCUUAGGGCCUUGCUUAGCUGUUGAGGCUGGCUUUGAACUCACUAUCCUCCUGCCUCAGCCUCCCAGGUAGCUGAGAUUAUAGGAGUGCCCCACUGCACCCUUUGUAUUAAACUUUAAUAACUCUGAGCAGUUAUCAUUGAGAUCAUUGAAAAUGAUAAGUGGUUGCAGUUUUUCUGAAUUCCUUAUAAGCUCCAAUAAAAACUACCCUACAAAUGUG